Molecule: messenger RNA, 3296 nt
Organism: Paramecium pentaurelia
Lineage: Eukaryota; Ciliophora; Oligohymenophorea; Peniculida; Parameciidae
Source: the annotation of a GenBank genome assembly
AUGGAAUUAACAAUAGAAUUACAAAGCCAAUAUUAGAUUGAAUCAUUUUAAACUGAAUUAUAAGAUACAAUUACACUUUUAAAUAUUGCAAAAAUGAUUUAAGAUGCUGAAUAUUUUGAGUAAAUACUUAUUUUUGACAUCUAGAUAAUUUAAUUUAAGUGAACAAUUCUGUUUGGAAAUUAAGGGCACUAAUAAAUUUAUUGGUGGAAGAGAAACAUUCCUUAAAGAUUAUAUAAAUGAUAUUGGUUAAAAUGUUCUAUUCUUCCAUAGAGGAUUGGAUGGCUAAAGAAAAAGUUUAAUUAUAUUUUAUUAUAAUAGUGUAAAGUGGAGAGGUUAUAGAUGAUAAUAACAAAUCUAAAUCCAAUAUUAAUCAAAUCAAUCAAAAUAUUCCUAUACCUAUUGAAAAUGUUAUGAAAAGCUAGAGUAAAAAUUCAUAAGAUGGAGGAACAGUUAUUGGAGGAGGAAAUAUUACUGCAUCAUAACACAUUAACAAUUUAUAUGAAAAACAUUAUUAAAAUAGUUUUGAUACUGGAAAUCUAUUAGGAACUUAAUAAUCUAAUUCAAACUAAGCUAUUAUAUAAUAAAAUUAAAUCAUAAGUUCUCUGCAAGAUUAAGAUGAAUAUAUAGAAACUAACUUAGAAAAUUAAUAAGCUAACUAAUUUGGAAAAAAUAAAUAAUAAUCUAAUUAAUAAAUCACUUAAAUUGAAAAUUAGGAUUAAUAAUACCUAUAAAGUAAUUAACCAUAUAAUUAAUAAUAAACAACUGAUUUACUCAAAAAAAACUAAUAAUUAAUAGGCGGAAAUUUGACACAAAGUAAUUAUUUGAGGUAGUUCGAUAGUAAUAAUCAUUCUGAAAGAUAGUAGCCUCCACAAUCAAUUGAGUCAGGUUUAACAAUGGAAGAGGCUCCAUUACAAUAACAAAUACCUUAAUAAAAUAAUAUUCAAAUAACUGAAUUACUUUUGGCAACAUAAUAACCUUAAUAAAAUACUAAUAUUUCAAAUGAUCCACUUUUUACAAGUUAAUAACCCGAACAAUCUCAAUAAUAUAUAACUAAUCCACCGAUUGAUCAACUUUUUACAACAUAAUAACUCCAUUAAUUAUAAUAAAAUUCAUAUUCAGCGAUUGAUCCUCUAUUUGCAAGACAAUAACCUCAAGAAUCUUAAUAACAUGCUGAUUCAUCAAUCGAUCCUCUAUUUAUUAAAUAAUAUACAGCUAAUCCAUCAGUUGAUCCUCUUUUUGCAAGAUAAUAACCACAAUAAUCAUAAUACAAUACUAAUCCAUCAGUUGAUCCUCUUUUUGCAAGAUAAUAACCCCAAUAAUCAUAAUACAAUACUAAUCCAUCGGUUGAUCCUGUAUUUACAAGAUAAUAACCACAAUAAUCAUAAUACAAUACUAAUCCAUCGGUUGAUCCUGUAUUUACAAGAUAAUAACCCCAAUAAUCAUAAUACAAUACUAAUCCAUCGGUUGAUCCUGUAUUUACAAGAUAAUAACCACAAUAAUCAUAAUACAAUACUAAUCCAUAGGUUGAUCCUUUAUUUGCAAGAUAAUAACCCCAAUAAUCAUAAUAAAAUACUAAUCCAUCGGUUGAUCCUUUAUUUGCAAGAUAAUAACCCCAAUAACCAUAAUACAAUACUAAUCCAUAGGUUGAUCCUUUAUUUGCAAGAUAAUCACCCCAAUAAUCAUAAUACAAUACUAAUCCAUCGGUUGAUCCUUUAUUUACAAGAUAAUAACCCCAAUAAUCAUAAUACAAUACUAAUCCAUCGGUUGAUCCUGUAUUUACAAGAUAAUAACCACAAUAAUCAUAAUACAAUACUAAUCCAUCGGUUGAUCCUGUAUUUACAAGAUAAUAACCCCAAUAAUCAUAAUACAAUACUAAUCCAUCGGUUGAUCCUGUAUUUACAAGAUAAUAACCACAAUAAUCAUAAUACAAUACUAAUCCAUCGGUUGAUCCUGUAUUUACAAGAUAAUAACCCCAAUAAUCAUAAUACAAUACUAAUCCAUCGGUUGAUCCUGUAUUUACAAGAUAAUAACCCCAAUAAUCAUAAUACAAUACUAAUCCAUCGGUUGAUCCUGUAUUUACAAGAUAAUAACCACAAUAAUCAUAAUACAAUACUAAUCCAUCGGUUGAUCCUUUAUUUGCAAGAUAAUAACCCCAAUAAUCAUAAUAAAAUACUAAUCCAUCGGUUGAUCCUUUAUUUGCAAGAUAAUAACCCCAAUAACCAUAAUACAAUACUAAUCCAUAGGUUGAUCCUUUAUUUGCAAGAUAAUCACCCCAAUAAUCAUAAUACAAUACUAAUCCAUCGGUUGAUCCUUUAUUUGCAAGAUAAUCACCCCAAUAAUCAUAAUACAAUACUAAUCCAUCGGUUGAUCCUUUAUUUGCAAGAUAAUCACCCCAAUAAUCAUAAUACAAUACUAAUCCAUCGGUUGAUCCUGUAUUUACAAGAUAAUAACCCCAAUAAUCAUAAUAAAAUACUAAUCCAUCGGUUGAUCCUUUAUUUGCAAGAUAAUAACCCCAAUAAUCAUAAUACAAUACUGAUCCAUGGGUUGAUCCUUUAUUUGCAAGAUAAUAACCACAAUAAUCAUAAUACAAUACUAAUCCAUCGGUUGAUCCUGUAUUUACAAGAUAAUAACCUCAAUAGCCUUUAUAAAUUACUAAUCCAUCAAAUGAUCCCCUUUUUACAAGAUAAUUCCCCCAUUAAUUUUAAUAAAAUUCUAAUUCAGCGAUUGAUCCUGUAUUUCCUAAAUAAUAUACAACUAAUCAAACAGUUGAUCCUUUAUUUGCAAGAUAAUAACCCCAAUAAUCAUAGUAGCAUACUAAUCCGCCGAUUGAUCCUGUAUUUACAAGAUAAUCACCUCAAUAAUCAUAAUACAAUACUAAUCCAUCGUUUGAUCCUUUAUUUGCAAGAUAAUAACCCCAAUAAUCAUAGUAACAUACUAAUCCAUCGUUUGAUCCUGUAUUUGCAAGAUAAUAACCGCAAUAAUCAUAAUAAAAUACUGAUCCAUGGGUUGAUCCUUUAUUUGCAAGAUAAUAACCACAAUAAUCAUAAUAAAAUACCAAUCCAACAGUUGAUCAUGUAUUUGCAAGAUAAUAACUUCAAAAGCAAAACUUUGAUAAUGGAAAUACAAAUCAAAAUGCUUUUUUAUAAAACUCAUUCCUAAAGUCAUCUAACAUCAAAAUCAAUAAUAUGAUUGGAACUUAAUAUACAUUAUAAACCAUUCUGAAUCCACAAUAAAAACAGGCCUUAAUAGAGUAUUUAUAAAGAGAAAAUAUUUAAUUUAAUUUUUCUUAAAAUUGA